This is a messenger RNA of Penicillium manginii, 2430 nucleotides long. RefSeq lists its product as uncharacterized. The transcript has 2 exons. Bases 1 to 2430 code for a protein of 809 amino acids. Lineage: Eukaryota; Fungi; Ascomycota; Eurotiomycetes; Eurotiales; Aspergillaceae. The record is from RefSeq and is a predicted model, not a curated record.
AUGUGGGUGUUCCAGCCUCGAAAAUGGGCCCAUUUGGCUCUCCUCCUUGGGCCUAUUAUAGCUACAGGAGAGGAAAUCGUUACGUGCACCUCUUUGGAUGCCAUUGAGAAUGGAUCUUUUGAAGACGGAUUUUCAAACUGGGGAUACGCAUCGGGUACCUCAGGCUCUGUAGUUAGUGGAGAUGCGUCUGCUGGAUCUUCCUACCUCCAAGCAUCUGGUUCUCAGGUCAUGUUGAUCUAUCAGCGCCUUCCCAACUUAGUCGCGGGCAAUGCCUACACCGUCUCAUUUGACUACCGUCUUGUUCCCAACGCAGCGCAUAUAUUAAUGAGCUGUCAAUUAUCCAUGUUUAUGGAUUCAUUUACAACGGCUGGACGUCUCGCCAUUCAGGCAUUGUCAGUUUAUGAGAACACCGUCGGUUGGAGCACUUUGUCCUCGUCGUACACACCACACACAUCUGGAACUCAUACCUUCGAAAUCUACGCCUACUGCACGGACGGCUCCAGAGUUUAUGCUGAUGCGGCAAUUGACCUCGACAACGUUAUAAUUUCCGGGGACACAUCCACCAUUUGCACCACUGUAACUGUGACACCAACACCUACUCCAACUUUAACUUCAACUUCCACUCCAACUUCCACUCCAACUUCCACUCCAACUUCCACUCCAACUUCCACUCCAACUUCCACUCCAACUUCCACUCCAACUUCCACUCCAACUUCCACUCCAACUUCCACUCCAACCUCUUCGGCCACUUCAGUCAGCACACCAGUCGUUGUGUUCUCAUCUUCGGUGAUACGAUCCUCUGUGGCAUCUCUUCUCCCCACUUCAGUCAGCACACCAGUCGUUGUGUCCUCAUCUUCGGUGAUUAAAUCUUCUGUGGCGUUCUCUUCCCCCACUUCAGUCAGCAUACCAGUUGUUGUGACAUCUUCACAAUCACGAUCUUCUGCGGUGCCUCUUCUCUCAACCUCCCCCAAAGUGGUGUCGUCCUCGCCCACAAUACCUUCCCUCGUUGUAUCUUCCUCGCCUAUUGCCUCUGUGUCAACUCCAGUCCAGCCAUUCGGCACUUCAUCCGUCGCGUUGACUCGCUCCCAGUCCUCCAGCAUUCCGAUUGAUCAUUCGAGCCACGUCGUCACUUCAGAUGGAUCAGCUAUCGCCACCAGUACUCGACCGACCUCAAGCCCUCUUCGCACUUCAACCUCAACAGGUGUCGUCUCCACUUCAGACAUUGAGUCAAAGACUGGCUCCGAUAUUCCGUCAGCAACCAUUACAAUCGGUGCAGGAUCCAGCUCGGGCGAAAAUCAAUAUACCACCUCCACUGUCUUGACCACCCGCACAGCGACUAUCACAGCUUGCCCAUCCAGUGUGGUCAAUUGCCCUGCUCGUGAUAAGACCACAUAUAUCACAACCGAGACAAUUGUCGUCUCUACGACUGUCUGCCCAGUGAGUCCAGCCGAGGCCACUCAAACCGCCGUGGGGACAACUACUAGUGCUGGUGCUGGUGGUAAUGAUGCGGACUAUACCACCUCCACGAUCCUGACCACCCGCACUGCAACCAUCACAGCUUGCCCAUCCAGUGUGGUCAAUUGCCCUGCUCGUGAUAAGACCACAUAUAUCACAACCGAGACAAUUGUCGUCUCUACGACUGUCUGCCCAGUGAGCCCAGCCGAGGCCACCCAAACCGCCGUGGGAACAACUACUAGUGCUGGUGCUGGUGGUAAUGAUGCAGACUAUACCACCUCUACAGUCUUGACCACCCGCACUGCAACCAUCACAGCCUGCCCAUCCAGUGUGGUCAAUUGCCCUGCUCGUGAUAAGACUACCCAUGUUACAACCGAGACAAUUGUUGUCUCUACGACCGUCUGCCCAGUGAGCCCAGCCGAGGCCACCCAAACCGCCGUGGGGACAACUGUUAGUGCCGGUGUUGGAUUUGGUGGUAACGAGGCAGACUAUACUACCUCCAGGAUCCUGAGCACACACAUUGCAACCAUUACAUCCUGCCCGUCGAGUGUUACCGACUGCCCUGCUGAUGAAAAGACCACUCACCUGACCACCGAAACUAUAGUUGUCGCAACCACAAUUUGCCCAGUUACUGAUAUUGAGACAAUUGCGGCUUCUGCGGCUACAUCGGGUACCACAAGCACCAACAAGAAGCCUGUUCAUACCGAAGAAAUUGAAAUUCAGGUUUCCACCGCCGUCUCCACGCCCAAACUUGAUGCAUCUUUCACAACCAGCAUCACCAAGGUCGCGAGUUCUUCAAUUCUGCCUGCCUCUGUAUCCUCUUCGUUGGGCGGUUACCAAAGUGGAUCUGGCCCCUCGACUACAAGUGCUACCAUCCCUCUCUUCACCAAUGACUCUGGUUCCCGGAUAAGCCUCUUCUCGAUGACUUUGGUCUCAUCUUGCUGGCUUCUUCUAGUUACUUUCUUUGCUUUCUAG